GUUACUUUGAUAGGUGUUCCCAUGCACCUUGACUCUGUAGACCAAGUGUGGAAGUGUCUUAUGCACUUUCAGUCAAGUGUGAUACGCAGCUGUUUAGGUAUUUUCAUUCUACUUCAUGUGCUGUUUCCAUGUCAGCUCCUCGUCUAUACUGAAACGCAGAAAUUUGACCUCUGCUACUCGAUCUAACCUCUUUUAGUUAAUUGUCAUGUUACCGUCCACAUUUUGAUUUGAAGAGACACUACACUGUUGAUACAGUUUGUGUCAUCAGCAAACAGCACAGUUAUUCAUUUGUUCAGACACCUCACAGAUAUCAUUCAUAUAUAGUAUGAACAAUAUUUGUCCCAGAACUGAGCCUUGAGACACUCCCCAUUUUGUCUCUCUCUUUCUUGGUUCAGUACUAUCUACUUCCACUUCUACUGCCUUUUCAUCCUGCCUUAUGCUAAAUUGUGAUGUUGCAGUGUGAACUCAAGAGUGAGCCACACGUGUAUAUCUUGUUUUUGUGUAAUUUUGGUUUUGCUUUCUGCAGUUAAUGACAUUUUAGAUAUCAUGUUCUAACCUUUAUUAUGGCUGUUCUGGUGUUGGGGUUGUUGACAUUUAGUUGAGCUUCCAACUGUUUACUUCUGCUUUCUUUAAUUCACUUUUAGCUUGUGAUUGACUAAAUGUUCAUUCAAUUACGUUCAUUGAAUUAUGCCAUGUUUGACAAUUCAAUAGCUUUCAGUGUUGAUGAUUCAUUCAUAAUACUGAACAUAAUUUUGUCUUGAAGUUGUUCACUGUUAGAAUGAGAGGGUAAGAUCCAAGUGUCAUUUUGAAGACUUUUUAAUUAAAUUAAUUCAUUCUUGGAUCAUCUUAUGUUAUUCUACAUGUAAUUACUUAAACUGCAGUUCAGUAGGAAGCAUAGACAGAUACUGUGAUGCCAAGCUGGAAAAUUACAGUAGAGAGUACACUAUGAAAACAAGGCAAGAGCGAAAUGUGUAAUAAAAACAAAGAGGUACAGAGAAGUGAGUGUGAGCAAAAACACAUAUUUGAAAAAGAGUCAGUCAUCAAAAUGUCUUCCACGUGUGUGUAGAUCCCCACUUACUGCUGCAGUCAAGGGGGAACAAGUGGGUCCUCAGCAAGCACACAGGUGUGACUGACACUGAGUUGGACAGCUGACUGACAGCUGGGGGCAUCACUCUCACUUUUUCCUUUCUUGGGAUCCAGGUGGCUCCUGUUUUAUUUAUUUAUUUAUUUUUAUUUUAUCCCACCAUCUACAGAUAAAAGUGGGAAGUGUAUUUGACACUUUAUUCCUACCACCGAAGCCAGUCCAGGCCCCUGUCACUAGCCUUGUGGGACAUUACACUCCUUCACUGAUGUAUAACAAAACUGUCCAACAUAGGGACCUGGUCUCAUCACAGAAAACAUGAUGUGUAACAUGAUGUGUAACAACACUGUCCAACAGAGGGAUCUGGUCUCAUCACAGAAAAGCUGGAAAACUGAGCUACUACUCAAUAUCAGCUCUUGGGUCAAAAUCACUGUGACAACCUUUAUUUUACUUGUGAGCUAAUGACACGGUCUGUAUUGUAUAAUUUCCAUCACUGUUAUCCUUAUCUGCUUAAAUGCCUCAAAGGGCUGACAGUGUUCGCACCGACAGAGGAUCUUAACGCAUAAACCAAUGUUGCUCAUUGUGCGCAAGUACCCCUGCCUGUCCAGUAGAUGGAGCUGUGUGAUUUAUUGGGGGACAGGGCUUUGUUAUGAUAGCAAAUGCUUUCCGGUCAGCAUUUUCUGACUUUUUGUGCCUACAUGUAGGUUAACACCAGAGGAGACACUGGAGUUGAAAUAGCAACAAGGGGACGCUUGAACAAAUAUACAGUGAUGGUCUUCAGUAGAACAAGAGGGUGCGGCUUAAGCGGUUUCCACCCAUCCUAACCCGUCCCACCGCUCUGUGUAGAAAAAAGUGAGGAGCCCUGCAUGUACCAUGAAGAACUGCAGAGUGGUGUCUCUUGCCAUGACUUUAUUGGGGUUUCUAAGUCCAUGUCUGACCUGGCUGACUCCCAGGGUCUCCUUUCCACUCGGUAGCCCAGGAAGACACACAGUCCACUUCACCAGUCCAGAUGUCACAAACACCACAACACUGCUGCUCAGUGAGCAAGAAGAUGUCCUUUAUGUGGGCUGUAGAGAUGCAGUGCUGGCUCUGUUUGUUGGUCAUAAAGAAGCCAUGAGCUUGCAAAAUAAGCUGGACUGGAGCCCUUCAGAAAAAGACAUCGAGCAGUGUUCCAUGAAAGGCAAAAAAAUGGCAGACUGUCGAAAUUUCAUUCGUGUUUUGCAGUUUCUGAACAGAACUCACAUCUAUGCCUGUGGGACAUUUGCCUUCAGUCCUCGCUGCACAUAUAUAAAUUCUGAGACAUUUGUGAUGAGUAACAGAAUGGAUGAAGGAAGAGGUCGUUGUCCGUAUGACCCCUACCAGCGCAACACUGCUCUCAUAGUAGAUGGAGAGCUGUAUACUGGAACUGUGGCUGACUACAGAGGCAACCGGCCUGUCAUUUCGAGACACCUUAGUCAAGGCGCCAAAGUGGAUCUAAAACUGGAGGACACAUUAGGAUGGUUGGAGGAUCCUACUUUUAUCAGCUCAAGCUACAUCGAAGACGAAGGGAAGCUCUACUUUUUUUUCAGCGAAGUAGGCAGAGAGUAUGACUUCAUCGAUAAAUUCAUUGUCUCUCGGGUUUCCCAGAUCUGCACGAGUGAUGUUGGGGGUCAACGGACACUGCAGCGACGCUGGACCACGUUUGCAAAAGCGCAGCUGCUGUGUCAAGCAGACGGUGAGCUUCCCUACAACGUGAUCCAAGACAUGGAUAUCCUGCCCCCCCCGCAUGGCACCCCUGCUGAGGAUACUCUCUUCUACGGCAUCUUUUCUUCGCAGUGGUCAGUGAACUCUGGGCGUUCUGCAGUGUGUUCUUUCCGUCUGUCAGAUAUCAAAUCUGUCUUCUCUGGAAACUACAAGGUCCUCAACAGAGACACCUUACAGUGGAGCACUCGCGUCCAAGAAAAGGUGGCCAAUCCAGGAGAGUGUGGUCUACAUAACGCAACCGACAAUGCCCUGCGCUUCAUCAAAGAAAACUUCUUAGCAGAUGACAGCGUUCGUCCCGUCGGUAGAAGCCUUGCCCUUGUGUCAGCCGAGCACAGCUAUAGCCAUCUUUCGGUCCAGAGAGUGCUUGCUGCCAACAGCAAGUAUUACACAGUACUGUAUUUACUGACUGAGACUGGAUACCUUCACAAAGUGGUACUGGUGCAGGGGGGGCCCUUUAUCGUUGAGGAAGUUCAGGUUUUUGAGCAGCCUCACACCGUUCUAGGCAUGCAACUUUCUGAAGCAAAAGGCGUCAUAUAUGUUGGUACAUCACAGGGCGUGGUCCGGCUUCCGAUGGCCAACUGCUCUUUCUACUGGACGUGUGCUCAGUGCGUGUUGUCCCGCGAUCCAUUCUGUGGCUGGGAUCCCAGCAGUCGGACCUGCGUGGAGAUAAGCAGCAGCAAAACAGCUCUUUUCCAGGACAUUGAAAGAGGGAAUGUUGAUGAAUCAUGCAGCAGUGUUCCAUUAAACCCUCGGGCCAGAUUCAACCCGAAUAACUUGCCUGCAGGGGAGCUGGUGCUGGUGUCUCUGAAUGCCAUGGUGAGGCUCCAGUGUCCGAAGGCAUCCCAGCUGUCACAACAGCUGUGGGAGCGCCCCAACAGCCGACUGUCCUCAGACUUGUUUCUGCAGUUGGAGGAUGGUAGUUUAAGUUUUGUGGCAACACCUGCAACCUUGGGCCACUAUCUCUGCCUAUCCGUGGAAAAUGGCUAUCAACAAACAAUGGCCAUUUAUCAAGUGAAGCAAAAGAGCAGCUUGUUGCCUAAUUUCCAGACAGGCCGGAGUGCGUCUACUCAAACAAGCACCCCAACCGCUGCAGUAUCUCAAAGGACAGAAAGGACUGGAACAGUGGUUGAGACAACGUCAUCAAGCCACAGCACACAUGCCUCCAUUAGUGUGAACACUCAAGAAGACAGAAACUCCUCCGGGUGGUGGGAGGUUUCUCAGGAGGACUUCAGAGACCGUGAGCUCUUGCAGUCUAGACGAAGCCCAUGCUACUUGAAGGAGCUAGUGGUGGUUUCUGUUCUACUAGUAUUCUGCCUCAGUUUGCUGAUAACAAUCUUUCUGUAUGUCGUCAGACAGCGAUGCCGCAGCCGCACUAUGCCUCAGGCGUCAGGGAACCCAGAGUCCAACAGAGCGAGCCCUGUGGACCAGGAGAGAAUAAAUGGGAACUGGGUCCUUAGCAAUGGACAGGGUCUGCACAAUGGAAAGCCCUCAGGUUUUGAAGAGGCACAUGCUGGUUCAAAUGGACAUUUACCCAACACCCCAAUGUGAGGAGUAGCGGACCAUGCCACUGUCCACUUAGCGCUGAGGAUUGGUCUGCACAGUCUACACACCAGUUAAGGAAAUACUGUGAAGCCUGUGUAGCUGACCAGAAGUGUAGGCCCUGAACCGUACUUUUACUUCCUACCUAUUCUACAUAGGUUUGGUUCAAGGGCACAAAGUUCUCGAUCAAGUGGCACUCUAUCUGUAAUGAUUGUGUCGGAGAUGGUCCUAUCAUAAAAUUCCAAGAUAGCGUGAUGAUCAGCCGAGUCAGUUUAAGGUACACUUGAAGUUCAUGAGCAGUUAUUAUCAGUGAAAACUGGACCUACCGGUAAACCUUUUGUGGAGUACGUAUAGUGGUAUCUGAUGGCAUAUUUGUGAUCAGAUACCUGAGUGAUUCAUCUUUUUUGCUGUUAACCUCCCACCCCCGCCACCCUGUCACGGUGAGAAGCUAUAUACACACUUCGAGUGGUGUUAUGAAGUAAUAGUAACGCUGGCUUUUGCUGAUAUUUGGAGGAGUUAUAUUUAUAAAUGUUAAUUUAUGCUGAUGGUCCGCACUGCCAUACAAAGUGAAGCCUCGUUAGAUCAGUGGCAUGCAACUGGCUGCAAACAUUUGUGACUGUGGUAAAAGAAGAGGUACUUGGUAGUAGUUUGUCAGUCGUACUGAAUGAUCCCGUGUAAGCCACAAUGUGGCUUUUUUCUGUCCGUCUAAUUUGGAAAGGCAGAUCAGGCUUUUGGUCCGCUCCAACAAGGGAAGCGUUUUUGCUUGUACAAAAACAUACUGCAAACGUCACACUUGGGACCUCACCACAGCAGAAACAGGAAAAUAUUGCCGAAUAAAUGCUGUGUUCUUAGCCCAUUCAUUUUUUCGUGCGCAAACAUCACCGAAUAAAUCUUGAGUAUUAGCCGCAGUUUAUAACGUAAUUCAAUUCUCCGCCUUUGGUGCAGAAUAUCAGAUUUGGUAAUGCCAAGCCUCUUUUGUCUUCAUUUGCACUACAGACAACGGUCAUCAUGACUUUGUCUGACCAUUUUUUUUAAAAACCAUUUAUAUCCUUUUUGGAGCCCCAGUAUCAGAUUACAGAAACAGCAUUUUAAGACCUUUGGAAUCUGGAUGAAUGUCAUGUGAUUACUGCUGUUUGCCUUUGACUGCAAUAAAGUCCUCAUCAUUUCA
Messenger RNA from Synchiropus splendidus (mandarinfish), 5531 nucleotides. RefSeq names its product sema domain, immunoglobulin domain (Ig), transmembrane domain (TM) and short cytoplasmic domain, (semaphorin) 4Ab (gene sema4ab). Gene Ontology annotation, molecular function: chemorepellent activity; semaphorin receptor binding. The coding region runs from base 1955 to 4372 and encodes 805 amino acids. Lineage: Eukaryota; Metazoa; Chordata; Actinopteri; Syngnathiformes; Callionymidae. The transcript has 15 exons. Gene Ontology annotation, biological process: negative chemotaxis; axon guidance; negative regulation of axon extension involved in axon guidance. The record is from RefSeq and is a predicted model, not a curated record.